AUCGAGAUGCUCAAGAAAUAUGGAUCUACGCCCUGUUGAUUAUCGGUAUACUGGCUCUGUACCUUUUUAAGGAUUAUAUCAGAAUAUAUUGGACAAUUUUUCAACUCAAUGGACCACCAGCAUGGCCAAUUAUAGGGAACGCAGAUUGGAUUUGUCGCGAAGAUCUCCUCGAAGUGAUGUCGUACUCGGCCUACAAAGAUUACGGAUCGAUAGCCCGAUUCUGGAUCACCGUAUUGCCAUACGUCAUUCUCCUCGAACCCAAUGACCUGCAGGCCAUCCUCAGUAAUUCGAAGCACACACGCAAGAUCUUUUUCUAUCGGUUCUUGGAUAAUUUCUUGGGAAAGGGAUUGAUAACCAGCGACGUGGAGACGUGGAAGACACAUCGACGGAUCCUCCAACCUGCCUUUCAUUUGCAAGUAUUGCAGAGGUUCGUCGAUUCGUUUGCCGAAUCCGCGGAUCGACUGGCGAGUAAAUUGCUCCGCCAGGAUGGCGAGGAACUCGAUAUUACAAAGUUUGUCAACGAUGCCGUUUACGAAAUUCUUAAUGAGACGGUUUUGGGGGUGAAUGUGACUAGCAAAGCGAAGAGCAAUGGCGUUAUCGAUCUUGAUGAUCUACCAUUUCGAAAAGGCCAGAUGGUCGUGCCGUAUAGGCUGCUCCACCCGUGGCUCCUGUUCGACUGGAUUUACAAGCUGACGAGCAUCGGCAGACGGGAGAAGAAACAGAGCCAGGAGCUCAGUGUCGCCUGUCGGAGGAUGAUGGAGGAGAAGAGGCGCGGCCGGGAGGUCCGGGUGAUGCCGGGCCCGGGUGGCGGUGAGCUAACCGAACGGAAGGUAUCCCUAUUGGAGUACAUGCUCGGGAUGAGCGAGAGAAAUCCCGAGUGGUUCGGCGACGAGGACAUCGUCAACGAGUGCUGCACGUUCAUGCUCGCUGGCCAACUCUUCCUCCUGGCGAAUCACCCCGAGUGGCAGGACAAGUGCGUCGAGGAGCUCAACAGGAUUUUUAAGGGCGACGACAGUAGGUCGCCAACUAUGCAAGACUUGAGAGCGAUGAGAUGCCUCGAAUCGUGCAUAAAGGAGGCUCUUAGACUUUAUCCGAGUGUGCCGCUCUUUGCCAGGACGCUUGGAGAGGACGUCAAAGUCGGGAAGCACGUGAUACCGGCCGGCUGUGGGGUAAUUAUUCUACCCUACAGCACACACCGGCUGCCGCACCAUUUCCCGGAUCCGCACAGCUUCCGCCCUGAGCGCUUCAGUCCCGAGAACUCGGCGAAGCGACAUCCUUACGCUUACUUACCGUUCAGCGCCGGGCCGCGCAAUUGCAUCGGCAACAAGUUCGCCAUACUGGAAAUGAAAGCCAUGAUAAGCGCUAUACUGCGCAGGUGUCGUUUGGGCAGCGUCGAAGGCAAGACGGAAGUGCGACCAAAAUUUCGCCUGACUGUCAGAGCGUCGGGUGGACUCUGGUUGAAGAUAAAUCAGCGUCGCAAUGGCCGAUGAUUAAUGCUGGGCAUCGGAUGUACGAGGACAUGCAGUGUCGUUGACCAUCGGCGUUCCACGCGAUUUUAACGCCCCCGAAUGAAUA
Ceratosolen solmsi marchali is the source of this 1575-nucleotide messenger RNA. RefSeq names its product Probable cytochrome P450 4aa1 (gene Cyp4aa1). The transcript is spliced from 7 exons. Lineage: Eukaryota; Metazoa; Arthropoda; Insecta; Hymenoptera; Agaonidae. Gene Ontology annotation, molecular function: oxidoreductase activity, acting on paired donors, with incorporation or reduction of molecular oxygen; iron ion binding; heme binding. The coding region runs from base 177 to 1490 and encodes 437 amino acids. The record is from RefSeq and is a predicted model, not a curated record.